AUGUUAUGUCGGGCAACGUGCAGCGCGGGCAGGAGGCUGGCCCCGGUGGCCGGUGCCACGGGCUCCCGGCACAAGCACAGCCUCCCUAACCUGCCUUAUGACUAUGGCGCGCUGGAGCCGCACAUUAAUGCGCAGAUCAUGCAGAUGCACCACAGCAAACACCACGCGGCCUACGUGAACAAUCUGAACGCCACCGAGGAGAAGUACCACGAGGCGCUGGCCAAGGGAGAUGUUACAACUCAGGUUGCCCUUCAGCCUGCACUGAAGUUCAAUGGUAGGGGACAUAUUAAUCACACCAUCUUCUGGACAAACCUGAGCCCUAAGGGUGGUGGAGAACCCAAAGGAGAGUUGCUGGAGGCUAUCAAGCAUGACUUUGGGUCUUUUGAGAAGUUUAAGGAGAAACUGACAGCCGUGUCUGUGGGAGUCCAAGGUUCAGGCUGGGGCUGGCUUGGAUUCAAUAAGGAGCAAGGUCGCUUACAGAUUGCUGCCUGCUCUAAUCAGGACCUUCUGCAAGGAACAACAGGCCUUAUUCCGCUGCUGGGGAUUGACGUGUGGGAGCACGCGUACUACCUCUAGUACAAAAACGUCAGGCCUGACUAUCUGAAGGCUAUUUGGAAUGUAAUCAACUGG
Messenger RNA from Grammomys surdaster, 630 nucleotides. Its product is annotated as superoxide dismutase [Mn], mitochondrial-like. The transcript has a single exon. Lineage: Eukaryota; Metazoa; Chordata; Mammalia; Rodentia; Muridae. Gene Ontology annotation, cellular component: mitochondrion. The coding region runs from base 1 to 576 and encodes 191 amino acids. The record is from RefSeq and is a predicted model, not a curated record. Gene Ontology annotation, biological process: superoxide metabolic process. Gene Ontology annotation, molecular function: metal ion binding; superoxide dismutase activity.